Dryobates pubescens (Downy woodpecker) is the source of this 1293-nucleotide messenger RNA. RefSeq names its product NALCN channel auxiliary factor 1 (gene NALF1). Gene Ontology annotation, molecular function: stretch-activated, monoatomic cation-selective, calcium channel activity. The record is from RefSeq and is a predicted model, not a curated record. Gene Ontology annotation, biological process: calcium ion import across plasma membrane. NCBI's taxonomy places the organism in Eukaryota, Metazoa, Chordata, Aves, Piciformes, Picidae. Gene Ontology annotation, cellular component: plasma membrane. The coding region runs from base 1 to 1293 and encodes 430 amino acids. The transcript has 3 exons.
AUGACCAGGGGUGCUUGGAUGUGCAGUCGGCAGUAUGAUGACGGCUUAAAAAUCUGGUUCGCACCCCGGGAGAACGAGAAACCCUUCGCGGAUUCAGAGAGGGCUCAGAAAUGGCGACUGUCCCUGGCAUCGCUCUUGUUUUUCACAGUCCUGCUCUCUGAUCACUUGUGGUUCUGCGCCGAGGCAAAAUUCACGGGGACCGGAGAGAAAGAGCAGCCACCGCCGGAGAAGCCGGAGCCCGCGGAGCCGGAGCUGCUGGCGGGCAUGGGGGAGCAGGCGCCCCCCGCGCCCCGGCUCCUCGCUCCCCCCUCGCCCUCCCUCCCGCCCUCCCCCGGCAGCAACGGCGGCGGCGGAGGCAGUCGCGGCAGCCGCACCAACGGCACGGAGCCCCGGCACGGCAAGGCUGCUUUCCUGGGGAACUCCACAGCCAGGCCCCUGGAGACCUGCUCCCCCCCAAGCUCCUCGUCCGGGCAGUGCUUCAGCGUGGGGGACGCAGAGGCGGUGUGCCAGCGGCAAGGGGGGCCAGGGCGGCCGCGGGGCGCUGGGCAGAGCCCGGCGCCCGGCUGGGACCUGACGGAUUUUUACCUUUCCUUUUGUAAUUCCUACACACUUUGGGAGUUGUUCGCCGGGUUGUCCAAUCCGGACACAUUGAACUGCAGUCUGGAUGUGGUGCUGAGGGGGGGAGGCUCCUGCAGCCAGUGCGUCCAGGCUUACCAGCGCUACGACCAGCACGCUCAGGAGAAAUACGAAGAGUUUGAGGUUAUGCUCCAUAAAUAUUUGCAGUCGGAUGAGUACUCAGUGAAAUCGUGUCCUGAGGAUUGUAAGACUGUCUACAAAGCCUGGCUCUGUUCCCAGUAUUUUGAAGUCACACAGUUUCACUGCAGCAACAGAAUUCCUUGCAAGCAAUACUGUUUGGAGGUUCAGACAAGGUGUCCCUUUAUAUUACCAGACAAUGAUGAUGUCAUCUACGGAGGACUAUCAAGUUUCAUCUGUACAGGGCUCUAUGAAAACUAUCCAACCAAUGCAGAACCAGAAUGCUGUGAUGUCAGAUGGGGACUAUUAUCAGAUCACCAAUCCAAAGGGACUAUAAAAACAAGUGGCUCAACAAUGUGUCACAGGACAUCGCUCACAGUUUCAUCAGCAUCAAGACUGUGUAACAGCAGACUUAAACUGUGUGUUCUUGUAUUAAUUCUCUUACAUACAGUACUUACAGUCUCAGCAACACAGAACUCAACAGGACUGGCUUUUGGAGGCAUAACAGCUUUGGAAGAUAAUUCAUCAAAUGAGGAAUAA